AUGGCCGACAAAGAAUUAAUUAGUCUUUUCCAGUCUAUAGGUCUUACAGAACAACGUGCUAAAGAUACCGCGAAAAACAAAAAACUUGCACCUACAUUGAAACAAACCAUAACUGAAGCUGGUUUUAACGAAGGUUGUGAUAAAAAUACCGGCUCUCUUUUGUAUACGCUCGCUUCUACCAUAACCAAAGAUGCAGCUGUUCAUUUGGGAUAUUUGGCGCGUGCUAUUAAAGACGAAAGAUUGAAAAAUGCUGAUCAAAUUGCAGCGGCGAUAAAGUAUGUGGAAAGUGUUUCAACUGAAAUCAAUGAAAAGGAAUUCAAUGAAAAUUCUGGAGUUGGUGUGACUGUUACCCCCGAGCAGAUCAAAGAAGCGAUAGCUGCUCAUAUCGAGAAUAACAAGGAAUCGUUGAUAAAAGAUAGAUACAAAGUCCUUGGGCCAUUACUCGCUCAGGCUAAACAGAUCCCUUCAUUGCGGUGGGCAAAUGGGGUAGCAGUCAAAGAAGAAUUGGAGAGACAAGUCGUGACUUUGAUUGGACCCAAAGAUGAAAGGGAUAUUUUAAUUAAAGGAAAGAAAAAGGAGACAAAACCAGUAACAUCCAUUAAAAAGGAUGGCCAGAAAGUAGAUUCGUCUACAACAUCAGACCCCAAAAAAAGCACCGUUCCUAACAUGUUUUUAGAGGGCGAACUUGGCAAACUUCAUAAACCUGGUGGUAAUAAACAAAUAAAACCAGAAUUAAUGGAAGAACAUUUGAAAGCAACGGGUGGAAGAGUAAUUACACGUUUUCCACCUGAGCCAAAUGGAUAUCUUCAUAUUGGACACGCGAAAGCAAUUAACGUAAAUUUUGGUUAUGCCAAAGCUCAUAACGGCGUGUGUUACUUGAGAUAUGAUGAUACGAAUCCCGAGGCCGAAGAGGAAAGAUAUUUCACCUCAAUUAAGGAAGCUAUAGAAUGGCUGGGAUUCACCCCAUGGAAAAUAACCUAUUCAUCUGAUUAUUUUGACAAACUAUAUGAACUCGCAGUAGAAUUGAUCAAACGUGAUAAAGCAUAUGUUUGUUAUUGUACUCCAGAAGAAAUGCAUGAGAUGCGAGGUGGAGAUAAUGGUGGUGCUCGAAGUGAAUGUGUCCAUCGAAAUCGACCGAUUGAAGAAUCAUUAAUUGAUUUCCAAAAGAUGAAAGAAGGAAGAUUCAAGGAAGGUGAAGUAACACUACGCAUGAAAAUGGACAUGCAAAGUGGUAGUCCUCAAUUCUGGGAUCUGGUUGCGUAUAGAGUCAUGUACACCCCACAUCACAGAACUGGAGACAAAUGGUGUAUAUACCCAACAUACGAUUAUACACACUGUUUAUGUGACUCUUUUGAAAAUAUUACUCAUUCACUAUGUACUCUUGAAUUUCGAAUGUCUCGUGAAUCUUAUUAUUGGCUUUGUGACGCGUUGGAAGUGUAUAAACCUGUCCAAUUUGAAUAUAACAGAUUAAAUAUCAACAAUACUGUCAUGUCAAAACGUAAAAUUGCAAAAUUAGUCCAGGAAAAAUAUGUUUCAGGAUGGGAUGAUCCUCGUUUAUAUACACUUCCUGCAUUGCGUCGGCGUGGAGUCCCUCCAGAAGCAAUAAAUGGAUUUGUUCAAGAUCUUGGUGUGACUUUAUCUAAUUCAACAAUUCAAGUGUCUCGUUUUGAUAAAUAUAUUCGGGAUUAUUUGGAUGUUCACGUUCCACGUCUUAUGAUUGUUUUGGAACCACUCAAAUUAAUAAUUGAAAAUCUGCCCGAAGAUUAUGAACAAGAGUUAAAAAUUCCAUUUAAACCGAGAGAUUCCUCGAUGGGCGAGCAUGUUGUUCCAUUCAGCAAAAUUGUUUAUAUCGAUAAAUCAGAUUUUCGUGAACAAGACUCUCCGGAUUAUUUUCGUCUUGCUGUUGGCAAAACUGUUGGCUUAUUAUAUGUACCACAUCCUAUAACAUGCAUUGACGUCAAGAAGGACGAACAGGGUAACAUUCAGCAUCUAAUAUGUCGUUAUGAAAAUGCACCUGAUACAAAAAAACCAAAAACUUAUAUCCAAUGGAUAUCCGAGUCCAAAAAAUACAAAUCACCAGUAAAACUCUCUGAGGUGCGUAUCUAUAAUAACCUUUUCUUAUCGGAAAAUCCAGCCGCACAUCUCGGUGGAUUUUUGGCCGAUAUUAAUCCUGAAAGUUUAGAAGUUGUCAAGGAAUCAUUGGCAGAGGUGGGAAUUCGUGAGGUGAUAAAUCGCUCCAUAGAGCAAACAAAGAGAAAGGAAUACGAAUGUGUAAGAUUUCAAGCAAUUCGUGUUGGCUAUUUUUGUUUGGAUAAAGAUACUAGACUCGAGGCGUCAACAUUAGAAGAGGAGAAUCUUGUAUUGAAUAGAAUUGUUACUUUGAAAGAAGAUCCAAAAAAAAAUUAG
Messenger RNA from Ambispora leptoticha, 2406 nucleotides. The record is from the annotation of a GenBank genome assembly. NCBI's taxonomy places the organism in Eukaryota, Fungi, Glomeromycota, Glomeromycetes, Archaeosporales, Ambisporaceae.